This is a messenger RNA of Trametes versicolor FP-101664 SS1, 1284 nucleotides long. RefSeq lists its product as uncharacterized. Gene Ontology annotation, biological process: cellular response to oxidative stress. Bases 19 to 783 code for a protein of 254 amino acids. Gene Ontology annotation, molecular function: glutathione disulfide oxidoreductase activity. The record is from RefSeq and is a predicted model, not a curated record. The transcript is spliced from 3 exons. NCBI's taxonomy places the organism in Eukaryota, Fungi, Basidiomycota, Agaricomycetes, Polyporales, Polyporaceae. Gene Ontology annotation, cellular component: cis-Golgi network; cytoplasm; Golgi lumen.
AUCGCUGGCCUCCCCAUCAUGACCUCCCGCAAGCCCCGCGCAUACUGGCUCCGCACCACCUUCCUCGCCCUCUUUGUCUUGGUCGUCGUCUCCGUCUACGUCCUCCUCGUCUCCCCGCCCGUCCUCCGCCCCAUCUCCUUCCGCGAUGCGGAACGCGCCCGGACAGACGACCCCGCACGCCCGUCGCGCUGGACCCCGGAGGCGUUCCGGUUAGCUGCCCUGAAGCACCGGAAACCCAAUGCGACAGGCGGCAGCAGCGCGACGAACGACCAGCCCCAGAUCGCACUCAACCAGACUCAGGAACUCGCCGCCGUGUCCAGUUUCAUCGCGAGUCUGCCGCAGAACAUGAUCCCCUCCAGCAUCGACCCGUCAAUACCCAUCGACCCGCAGCUCGUCCUGGACUUUGACACCCGCGGGCCGCAUGCGGAGGAGGAGCUGCAGGCCGUGAUACGCGAUGUGUGGUCGAGGAACCCGGUCAUGCUCUACUCCAAGGUCCACUCGCCGAUAUCACGAGAGAUCAAGCAGGUCCUCGCGGAUCUGUACCUGCGCCCUGCGCCCACGAUUGUGGACGUCGACCAAAGACCGGACGAGAACGUGCUCGUUCCUCUGCUCUUCCGUCUCACGUCGUCAAAGGAGCUCCCCAUCCUUCUCAUCGGCGGUCACACCGUCGGCACAGCUCAGGAAAUCAAGUAUCUUGCUGCCAAGGGCCAACUCAGCCGUCUUAUCACGGAGGCGGGCGGCGUCGUUGAUGGCGCGCGCAAGAAGAAGGCCAAGAAGCUCUAAGCUCUCAGAUCCCUUUUCCCGCCCUGCACAGUGCGACGCGUCGCGGUGCGAGCUGUACAUUUUGCGGCGACCACGGGAGACUACUAGGGCCCGUCGAGGUGAAGUGCUCGCCGAGCGGGGCCCAGUGGCUGGUCAGCCGAGGCUGGUUUGGACACCGUUGAUUGUGGUAUAGAGAUCCGGCCCCCAGGGAUGUACAACUACGGCAUCUUUCCUACAUAUAGCGCUACUCACACGUACAUUUACUACGUGCUUAACAUGCUCCCUCAUCCCCCUAGUAGAAUUAUGCAACGCGCGUGGACUUUGACCGCCGGCGCGCCAUUCGCCGCACCCCCUCCCCCUACCACACAUUCUCUGCACGCAACCUCUUGGCCGCGCAUCUCUGCUAGAUCCGCACACUGUCUCCUGUUAGAUACCCUGGGGCUCACGCGUCCGACCUUACCUUACAGCACAUACGCACUCUCACGACGCCUCACGCCCAAUUUCUAUCCUCCAGAGACUUUU